AUGUCCCUGGAAGCCUCAGAGCAGUCUCUUGCGUCGAGCGGCACGGAUACCUCCUUGGCUGACUCCAUCCAUCGGCUCAGACGACGCGCCAAAGCUCAAGCGACGCCUCAUAACAUCUUGUUGUUUCUGGUCGCGUUUCGCAUACUGAAUGCGCUUACUGUGCGCACUUUUUUUCAACCCGACGAAUUCUUUCAGUCUUUAGAGCCGGCCUGGCAAGUUGUGUUCGGGAGUGAUAGCGGUGCCUGGAUCACAUGGGAAUGGAGACAUGAGCUACGAUCCUCAAUUCAUCCCCUGUUUUUUGCCGCCGUAUAUUACGUUGCCGGCUCCUUCGCAUGGGUUGCACGACUGUCCCCCCUAAAUGCAGCCGAAUUGCUCAUCGUAGCACCCAAGAUUGCCCAAGCUAUUAUUGCCGCGACCGGAGACUACUACACAUGGAAAUUAUCCAACAAGAUUUAUGGAACUGAGAGCUAUGGCGCAUGGGCUACGCUGGCAUUGAGUGUCCUGAGCCCUUGGCAAUGGUUUUGCUCAACACGAACGUUUUCGAAUUCCGCAGAAACGACAUUGACCAUAGUCGCCCUAUACUUAUGGCCGUGGGAGUGGUUUCUCGAUAACCAGGAGGUGGACGCAGAAGAGGAGGAAGAAAGGGAAGAACAGGAUGAACCGGAUGAGACUCUUGAAAGCGCGAGUCGACAGUCAAGGUACAGAUGGCCUGGGCUCGAUGGAGACAUAUUUACCAUCAUGUUUCUAACGGUAGCGCUAUCCAGCCUCCGAAAAUGUCUCUUAUUCGCAGCGCUGGCUUGCGUUCUGCGCCCCACGAACAUCAUCAUAUGGGCAUGCAUGGCCGGGUUUGCCGCAUAUCAAUGCCCACGAUCGACCGUCUUUAUACUUGUGAGGGAAUCGGUCUUUUGCGGAUCCGCUGUCCUCGCUUUCUCGGUUCUGAUCGAUCGCCUCUUUUACGGCGUCUGGGCAUUUCCCAUCUUCCAAUUCCUCUACGUCAACGUUGCUCAGUCCAUUGCCAUCUUCUACGGCCACAAUGACUGGCAUUAUUAUCUUUCACAAGGGUACCCACUCCUUCUAACCACGGCUCUUCCUUUUGGUCUCGUUGGACUCUACAAGUCCUUGCGUCCCGGUGUCGCAACGACGGUGAGCCGCCGAGGCUCAAUCAAAUAUCAACUAGCUACAGUAUCACUUGUCAUGCCGGCCGUGCUCUCCAUCAUUGCGCACAAGGAAGUCAGAUUCAUUUAUCCCUUGUUGCCGGCUCUACAUAUUAUAACGGCCGAGCCGCUUGUUUCGUUCUUCCUUCCAGCUAUUUCAUCUUCAACCAAUGCUCAAUUGCCCCGAAGAUUGACGUUGCUAUUCCUGGUACUAGUGAACAUUUUCAUCGCAUAUUAUACCACUUUAGUACAUGCACCCGGACCGACGGAUGUUCUCUCCUAUUUGCGAGCACGACACAAUGCCCACCAAGAGGACUACGGCCACUUGCUCGCUCCGCGUCCAUUGUUUGGAGAAUCAGACAAACCGGUGCAAGCUCCGUCAAGGAACAUGACUGUUGGCUUUCUGAUGCCCUGUCAUAGUACACCUUGGAGGUCACACUUGGUCUUUCCCUCUAUAGAGGCAUGGGCACUGUCCUGCGAACCUCCUGUGGGGCUGAAUGAAGCACAAAAGAAAGCAUACUUGGAUGAAGCAGACCAAUUCUACGCGAAUCCGACCGGAUUCCUGCAGAAUCACAUGAUUGGCGGUCUUUGGCACAUCCCUCGUCGACCCUCAUACAUGUCAACGUUGCCAUCUCGAUCACCACCUACGGCUUACUACUCUCAUCAACAAGCGCAGUCGCCGAAGGAGGCUACCUUUCAUGAAUGGCCGGACUAUCUAGUCUUCUUUGCGCAACUUGAACCAACAAUUCGUACUUCACUGCGUAGCAGCUCCUAUGGCGAAUGCUGGCGAACAUGGAAUACAGCGUGGCAUGACGACUCGCGGCGAAAAGGCGAUAUAGUGGUCUGGUGCCUAGAUCCUAAUGAACAACAGGAAUGGCGCAAAGUCCAGCACAAGCAGCAGUCUGAUCAUCGUGAAAAACAACUCGACCGUGUCAUUUCGCAAUUCGAGAAGCAGAAGCAGUCAAAGAUGACCAAAUAUAAUCCUUUGAACUUCUUCCGGCGACAAACAACUACGGCCACAACGACUACUAAUACUCCUGGMUCAUGGUUCUCUUCUCUACCAUGGCCAUUCACAUCUACAACACCAUCCCGAUUUCCAUUCUCAACCCAGAGAUCGUCACUCCUUCCACCAUGGUUCAAGAACCCACUCACGAAUCAACGUCGAUCUCAGUGGAAUCACCGCGGGUCAAACCAGUUCACCGUGUUGCAAACUGAUCCUCAAGGAGAUGAUAUUGGCUCAGAGGUUGCAGCCACUUCGACGGACCUUCGAGCUCAUGAUGCGCUCUCCAGUGUCGAUGGGUUCUCGUUUAAAUUACAGUCSGAGCCACUUUCGAUAUCCGACCGUGUGAAAAAUUAUAUCCAAGCCUUUACUUCAUUACCCAUUAUUUGGUGGCCAUUCUCGAAUCCACGGAGACCUCUCAAGCAAGGCAAGACGCGAAUGACUUGGCAAUGUGCUUCAUGUCCUAUGCAUCUCUCAGUUGAUCUGGCAGCAAACAUCACCGAGGCUUUGGGUGAGCAAUCGCAUCAUAAACGGAUGACAGAGGGAGCUUUCUUACUUGAAGAUCUACAUUUUGAUGAUGAUUUGCUACUUCCCGGAAGAGAUGAGACAUUUGAUGAUGAAGAGAGAGACGAGAGCAUGUCCCAGUGCAGUACGCUUGUUGGUUCUGAUGCAGUUGAUUUUGACGCACUCAAUGAACCUCCCGGUACCUGGCAGCAGAUGCUGGACAAGUAUUGCAUGGCUCAAUAUUCCGCAUCCCCGGUCUACAAAAUUGUCAGCGAUAGAAGAGGUGGCCGUACAGCAUGGAGCUGCACUAUGAGUGUAGCUGGGCACUCAUUCGCUGCUCGGUAUUGGUAUGACGGUCACUAUAUGCACAAUGCUAAAGAAGAUGCUGCUGAAGUGGCGCUUAAGUGGCUCAAUCCGACGCCAUUCAUUCCAAAAUCUAAUCAAAGCGCAUUUGUGACUACACCGGCAAGGGAUGAAAGAGACAGUGAAAGUUCUACUCGCAAUCCACCCAGCAGCUCUUUGAAAAACUCAACAUCUAGUCCCGCGAUUGAUUCGCCUUCUCAAUCGCGAAGACCUCAGCGUACCCAGAGGACAUAUCCUUCCAGCUCUAUCGAUGUCUUAUCAAAACCUGAGAUAGAAGUUGUUGACUCUCCUGGGAAGUGGGUACACUGGUGCGUAGAUGCAAAUAAGACCCGGUUACACGAGAUAUGUGUAGAGGCACAAACCGGAGCGAAGCGCGGCCGUGAGUUCAUAAACGAGUUGAUAAAUAGCUAUCGCAGACUUCGGGGCAUUCGUUGGUGGUUCUCUCUCACGGACUGUGCUGCAGUGAAAGUUGUCAAGUUCAUUCGCCUUCUGGACGAAGAGGAUCUCGUGAAGUGUGGUCUUGAGAAAGUUAGCCUUGACGAAAUUCGUCGAACGCUAGAGUAUGAUAUCAGCACAGGCAGUAUCCCAGACGAAGACCUUCAUCUAGCGUGGGUUGAGACUACACUUGCACACUACAUCUUACACCACCACAAAUACAUUACAGACAACAAUAUCGACGAUAUAAUCUCUGGUCUACCCAAGAAAACCAAUUGUUGUAUGGACAAGAAAGCGAGAUAUUCUCGAUACGCGCAUUUGCUUCUUGAUAUCAUUCAAUACAUUGGUUAUUUCAGUCUGAAGCCUUCCGUCUUCCAGAAACAAGAACAGCAAGAGUACAUCCCGCAAAAAGACAUCACAGUCAUAUCAGCAACCCUAGGCGACGAAGAAGGCUACGCAACAACCCUAAGGUCAUGGCUGAGAUGCGAUCCAAAGGCAAUCAAUAUAGUCACGCUAAAGAAAGCAGAACCCCGGAUUGGGGCGCUUCUAGAGACGACAAUCAGAGAUGAUCGUGUCAAACUAUACACAGUUGAUCAUGCUGAUAUCCGCCAUCAAUUACUUAAAGGAAUUUCAGAGGCAUCUACCAAACUUGUCAUUCUAGCUGAUGAUGAUUCCCGAUGGUCUGCACAGACACUGAAAAGUGUCGCUUCGGCUUUCAACGAUCCUUCUGUCGGUGGGGUGAAUACUAUGCAAUACGUCCGGCCGAGGCUAAACCAAAAGCUUAACGUCUGGGAGAGUUGUGGCGCGUUGAAUCUUAUCAGAAGAAACAUCUUGCACUCAGCGGUAGCCUUUAUUCAUAACGGCCAAGUCCUGAACUUAUCCGGAAGGACUGUUGCCUACAGAACUCAUAUUCUGCAAGAUGAUGCAUUUAAGAACGCAUUUGUAAAUGAUUACUGGAAGGGCAAAUUUCUACUGCGAACAGGAGACGACAGCUUCAUCACCUCUUGGAUCGUCAAUCGAGGGUGGAAUACUGCUUUUAUGAAUCAAGGAGAUGCAGUUAUUGUGACUACUGUCAAUGAUGAUAUAACGUACUUGAACCAGAAACCAUCCGACUAUAGAAUGCCUGCCCAAGAAGUCCUCAAAACCCCUGCGGUUAUUGCAACUGCUCCGGCAAGGGAGGAAAAGCGGUCUCAGCCAUGGAAAGCCCACUGGCCGCCUCAAAAGAAUGUCGCAAAUGAGAAGUCAUAUGGAUUCGCCGAGGGUGAAACCGUGGCCAUCUACGGAAAUUGA
Talaromyces amestolkiae is the source of this 4746-nucleotide messenger RNA. RefSeq lists its product as uncharacterized. The transcript has 10 exons. Gene Ontology annotation, biological process: GPI anchor biosynthetic process. Lineage: Eukaryota; Fungi; Ascomycota; Eurotiomycetes; Eurotiales; Trichocomaceae. Gene Ontology annotation, molecular function: alpha-1,2-mannosyltransferase activity. The record is from RefSeq and is a predicted model, not a curated record. Gene Ontology annotation, cellular component: endoplasmic reticulum membrane. The coding region runs from base 1 to 4746 and encodes 1581 amino acids.